Messenger RNA from Rhinocladiella mackenziei CBS 650.93, 1407 nucleotides. RefSeq lists its product as uncharacterized. Gene Ontology annotation, cellular component: cytoplasm. The record is from RefSeq and is a predicted model, not a curated record. Gene Ontology annotation, biological process: charged-tRNA amino acid modification. Bases 1 to 1407 code for a protein of 468 amino acids. NCBI's taxonomy places the organism in Eukaryota, Fungi, Ascomycota, Eurotiomycetes, Chaetothyriales, Herpotrichiellaceae. The transcript has 2 exons. Gene Ontology annotation, molecular function: tRNA adenosine(64)-2'-O-ribosylphosphate transferase activity.
AUGCCAUCUACGAAAUUUCCUACCCAACUGGCCGAACUUUCCUUGAAUGACGCGAACCUCAACCCUUCCCUCUACACGAAUCUUGGGUCGAUCCGCAAAUCCGCACUUUCAAUACCCAACCGCCUUCAUUCUAUCCUGGCCGAUGCCAAAUUCGCGAAGCAAGUAUCCGAACACUACAAUCUACCACUAGUGGCAAAUGAGCGUUGUGGAAGUUGGUAUAUUGACCCGACUGACAAAGCUGGCAGCGCCUACUUCAAGAGCACGGACGGCCAUCAUGGGCAGUGGGAUUUUUCGCUUCGAAGACUCAACCUCCAGCUUCUUCCUAUCCUAGGUAGUCAUGGCGGUGCCGUUGUGGUUGAUUCGACACGUCGGGGCAAGAAUUUGCCCGAUGCGUUGAGCAAAACUGUGCCAAUCUGGGCCACGGUGAUCAACAGAGCAUUAUUCCCCGAGCUGCCUUGGACGCAUGCUCUCCAGCAUCCGCCCACGCCAGAUAACUUAGGCCAGUCCGAGAUAUCGCAGAUCGAAGCGAGACUUGAUGGAUUUGUGCACGCAUUCGCCAACCUGGGACUGGACCUGGCCCGCCUACGCAACGAGCUGAAGCAUCCAAUCCACAUCUCUUGGGCCGUGAAUGGCUCCUCCGACGUUGGAAAUGAAGAGCCAGACGACGAACCACCAUCAGAGUCUUUUGAAGACCCUCGAGAAAUAUGCCUUCGGUUGGUUCUUUGUUCAGCAUCUCGUCGUGUCCGUGGUGCAGAAAUCUCGGAAGGCGGAUAUAUUCAAGGAGCUGGCGAUGACAGCGAGGGAUGGUCUCAUGGUCUGAAUCCCGGAGUUUUCUGGAAAUACAGAGAGGAGCUGAUGCAGUCAGCCGAAGACGAACUCCAGGAACUCAUCGGGACGUUGCUUGAGCAAGAAAGGCAGGACAGCCACACCAGAGGACCAGUCACGAAGAUCCUCGCCACCUCCAAUAUCUAUAUCGGAGUUGGCCCUGUUGGCACCGUCGAUGGAUUUGAUUUCGUUGUCAACUGUCAAGGCGACAGCCAAAAAGAGUGCUCUAACCUGGUGGACUUGAAAUGUCGCUCAGGCAAGUUGGGAAGUAAAGACCUCCGUGACAAGCUACCUGGCGUUUGUGAUACCGUCGGAGACUACCUUGUCCAGCAUCGACACGACCGAAUAUUAGUUACCUGCACAACGGGCAAAGACCUGAGCGCCGGUAUUGUGGUGGCUCUCCUGUGUCUAUUCUAUGAUGAUGAGGGCCGAUUGAAGGAAAACGCCAACCACCGCAAUAUCGACAAACAGCUUGUCAAACGGCGUUUGGCUUGGAUCACCCAGGCAAAGCCAGAUGCGAAUCCUUCGAGGGCAACAUUUCGGGCCGUGAACUCAUUCUUGAUCCGGCAACCUCCAGACUGA